AUGGAUGACUCAACUCACGCCUGUCCCCGUUCCGCCACAUCCACGUCGCAUGGCACAGAUGCCACAAACGCCUCUGCCUCCUCUAGGCAUCCCCUCCUCGUGCGGGCUUCGGCGUUCAAAACCAAAACGCAUACCCGCCUCUCCAAAAUCCACACCCGCAUCCCGUAUCUCCGUGCGCUACCUCUACCCGCGAUCCUGAUCAUUCUGCUCUUGAUCCUCGUCAACCUUAUAGUCUGGGCCAUCUGCGGCCUAAUCCUCGCCUUCCACACAGACACGCACCUCCUGGGCACGGCCGCACUAGCCUACAGCCUCGGUCUGCGCCAUGCUCUGGACGCCGACCACAUUAGUGCCAUCGACCUGAUGACGCGGCGGUUGAUCGCGACCGGCCAGCGACCCGUCACGGUCGGGACCUUCUUCUCGCUAGGCCACAGCACCAUCGUCGUCGUCACAAGCAUUGUUGUUGCAGCCACCGCCGCCGGCGUCUCUAAACACUUUGACGGCUUCGGCACCGUCGGCGGCAUUAUCGGCACGUCCGUGUCUGCCGUGUUCCUGAUCCUCCUGGGCGUCAUGAACGCGUACAUCCUCUACAAGCUGGUGCUGCAAAUGCGGCGGGUCGUGGACAUGAGCCCGCACGCCGCGGCGGCCGAGGGCUGGAAGAUCGAGGGCGGCGGCGUCCUCUUCCGCGUGCUGAAGCGCAUGUUCAAGCUCAUCGACCGGCCGUGGAAGAUGUACCCGCUGGGCGUGCUGUUUGGGCUGGGCUUCGACACGAGCAGCGAGAUUGCCCUGUUGGGAAUCAGUUCCAUCCAGGGCGCCAGCGGCACGAGUCUGUGGCUGAUUCUGAUAUUCCCCGUGCUGUUCACGGCGGGCAUGUGUCUAGUCGACACCGCGGACGGGGCGCUCAUGAUGUCCAUGUACGUGGCGCCCAUGGGCAUGGGCGGGGACAAAAAAGAGACAGAAGCACGGGGCCAAGCGCUGGCGGCAGAAGACGCGCGCACGCAAGAGCUCGGUGUCGGCUACGUGGACGCAGACGACACUUCCAUCCACCACCACAACGACGACGACAAUUCCACCCCAUCACCACCCGCCGCAACGCCUCAGGGCAGGAACAGAGUAAAAGACCCUCUAACCUUCCUCUACUACUCCAUCGUCCUCACAACAUUGACGGUCAUCUGCGCCAUCGUCAUCGGCGUCAUCCAGCUUCUCUCCCUCAUCCUCAACACCGCGCACCCAACCGGACCCUUUUGGGACGGCGUCGAGGCCGCAGGCGACAACUACGAGAUCAUCGGCGGCGCCAUCUGUGCGAGCUUCGUGGUUGCGCUGGUCACGAGCCUGCUGCUUUUUGGGCGCUUCAAGAGGUGGGUGGCGAGGAAACGGGCUGUUACGAUGGUGCAGGCGCAGGGGCCGCAGGAGGAGGGAGAUAACGAGCUCGGGCCGCCGUACAGGGAUGAGGAGGUCGCGGGAGCAGCGGUGGUGAGGGGAGAUGCUGAGAUGGGUGGGGAGAGGCGCAGUGGUGAGGAGGAUGGCGGGUUAGUGAUUGAGGAGAUUGUGGAGUUUGAUGGGAAGCCCGUUGGUGGGGGUGACAGCAGUGGCAAAAGCGGUGGGAAGGGAGGCGUCAAGGCGGUGCAGAGCGAACUUGUUGGGGGUGGAGGUGGUGAGGGUAGUGGCGCGAGGUGA
Molecule: messenger RNA, 1674 nt
Organism: Cyphellophora europaea CBS 101466
Lineage: Eukaryota; Fungi; Ascomycota; Eurotiomycetes; Chaetothyriales; Cyphellophoraceae
Exons: 1
Coding region: 1-1674 (557 amino acids)
Biological process (GO): nickel cation transmembrane transport
Cellular component (GO): plasma membrane
Molecular function (GO): nickel cation transmembrane transporter activity
Source: RefSeq, a predicted model, not a curated record